Enterobius vermicularis (human pinworm) is the source of this 351-nucleotide messenger RNA. The record is from the annotation of a GenBank genome assembly. Lineage: Eukaryota; Metazoa; Nematoda; Chromadorea; Rhabditida; Oxyuridae.
AUGUAUGUGUUCUUGAAUUCCAGAGAUAUUGGGGUUGCAGGGGUUGAAGAAGUGUACAAAGCAAUAAAGGAUUGUGACCGAGGGCCAGUUCGGAUAAGUAAAGCUGGAUUGGGACUAAGGAUGAUGGGAAAAUGUAAAAUAAGCUUUUUUAAUGAAAAUUUGAAAAAAAUUUUCCGUUUAAAGAGAGCCCUUGUCAUGGCAUUGAAAAUGGUCUUGAACUCGGUUGGUUUUCAGUUUGUUGACCGCUGUUGUUACGAUCGUUUAAGUGACGGUUUUGCUUGGACAGAAAUAUACGAAAGUGUUUUUGAGUCGGUGCCAACUGAUGUUUUGGCACGUAUUGGUGUUUAUUGA